Molecule: messenger RNA, 792 nt
Organism: Trichoplax adhaerens
Lineage: Eukaryota; Metazoa; Placozoa; Uniplacotomia; Trichoplacea; Trichoplacidae
Exons: 7
Molecular function (GO): calcium ion binding
Source: RefSeq, a predicted model, not a curated record
UCGUACACAUGCACUUGCAGAGCCGGAUACUCUGGAAUAAAUUGCGAAUCAGGUAUUAACGAAUGUGCAUCGAGUCCUUGCCUUCAUCCUAAUUCCUCUUGCAUCGAUGGAGUAAAUAGGUUUACAUGUAAUUGCCCCUCAGAGCGAACUGGCACAUUAUGUGAUAUUGAUAUCAAUCCGUGCCGUAGUUCUCCUUGUCUCAACUCCGCUAGUUGUAAUAACCGACCUGAUGGAUCGUAUGUGUGUAGUUGUACAAUAGGAUAUUCUGGAAUACAUUGUGAAUCAGAAAUCAAUGAGUGUUCAUCAAAUCCUUGCCGAAAUGCAAAUGCUACAUGCAUAGAUAAAUUAAAUUCCUAUGAAUGCUCUUGUCCAUCAGAUCGUACGGGUCUGGCCUGUGAAAUAAAGAAUUAUUACAUAUUCUCUAUUUUAUUAUCGGUACUUUCCAAUUUAGAUCCGUUGACUUGUAAGUCUCUCUGCUCUAACAAUGGCACUUGUCAAAAUAUACGCAAUAGUCAUCGCUGUCUAUGCCAACCAGGAUAUACUGGUUCAUCCUGCGAUGAAGAAAUUAGCAAAUGCGCCUUACUCAAACCAUGCAAAAACUACGGCCGGUGUACGGAUCUGUUUAACGAUUACCGAUGUAGUUGCAAUCAAUAUUAUACAGGAAAAGACUGUGAGGAAGAUAUCAACGAAUGUCGCCUUAAUCCAUGCCAAAAUAAUGGCCGAUGCAUUAAUAUUGAACGAGGAUAUCGAUGUACUUGUCCGCCUAAAUUUGAAGGGCCAACAUGCGAAAAA